Molecule: messenger RNA, 853 nt
Organism: Eriocheir sinensis (Chinese mitten crab)
Lineage: Eukaryota; Metazoa; Arthropoda; Malacostraca; Decapoda; Varunidae
Product: hyastatin-like
Exons: 2
Coding region: 44-295 (83 amino acids)
Source: RefSeq, a predicted model, not a curated record
GGCGGAGGCAGCAAAGCACUGUCCGUCUGGGUUCCCUUCUGGCAUGAUGCGAGUCCUCCUACUCCUCGCCUGCUUGGCGGCCCUCGGACACGCAUCGCAGUACGUCCAGCCCCAGAUCCUGCCGGCACCAAUUCCUGACAACUUCAGACCAAGCAAGGGACAUAGGCCGCUGAUCUCCCCUCCCAAGCUUCAGGUCGACCAAGACUACGGUUCUAGACGCUCCUGCUGGCGAGCAUGCCCACCCUCCUACGGCGGCAAAGCUGUCUGCUGUAGGCGUUGGGGUGCGUGCUGUUGAGGGCCGAAGGAGACACCGGAACGCCCCCAAGAAGUCCAGCCUCGAUCAGACCUCUGCUACGACUUCCCCCGACUCUGACCUGAUGGAUUACGACUUUUGGCUUUUGUGAUUCGGAGACUCGCUUUCCGCGUCCCGUUGAUUAGGUGUGAGUGUGAAAGCGUCAGUCCUUUCUUAUGCUGUGUUACUCUCGAUGCUGAAUUCCUCUUGGAUGCUGUAACUCCUCUUUGAUCUGUACUCUUCUUGAUGCUGCACUCUUCUCCUCCUCUUCGUUUUCUUUGUUGAAUUGGUGGUAUUCUUUUCAAUGGCUAACUCUUUCUUGAAUUUUGCCGUAAGUGAGUGUUUUAGCUGUCUUAAUAUUGUUGCUUCUUUUCUUCAAUGGCUAAUGUCUGUUCUUGAAGUCUGCUGUAAAUGAAUGUUAUAAUUGUCUUGAUAUCGAUAGUUCUUUUCUUCAAUUGGUAAUACUGUGAGACCGUCUUUAUAUUGGUACUUCUUUUCUUCAAUGGUUUAAUGUUUUCUUGAAUCAUGAUGUGAGUGAGUGAUUAAAAUUUCUUGACAUUG